AUGAUUGAGUCGUUCGUCAAACAGACCCAGCCUCUUCCGUGGCCUGAGCCCACGCCGACUUCUUCGGUGGCUCCCAUUCCCACUGUCGUUCCGGGCAGUGAUCCCAUCUUCCAGACGCUGCAUGACACUGGGAAACGAACUCUAUGGGUGGUUACCGUGCUCAUGGGCAUCUCCUCCCUCGUCUUCUACGUUCUUGGAGCUCGAGUCCCCAUUAGCAAACGCGUCUUCCACACCCUGAUCUCCCUGGCCACCACUAUCUCCUUCAUCGUCUAUCUCGCCCUCGCGACCGGCGAAGGGAUGGACUUCAAGCUCGACACCAUCAAAGAACACAACAAGCACGUCCCCAACACCUCGCAAGACUACUACCGCCAGGUCCUGUGGCUGCGCUAUGUCCUGUGGUUCCUGACCGAGCCCCUGGGUCUGAUCAGCCUUUCCCUCCUCGGUGGUUUGCCGGGCGCUCAUCUCCUCGUCGCCAUUGCCGCAGACUACGUGAUGCUCGGCUCUGGCCUCCUGGGCAUCUAUGCCGGCCACACGUCGCGCCGAUGGGUGUGGUUCACUAUCAGCGCAAUCGGAUAUCUGACUACCGUCUACCACAUCAGUGUGCACGGUGCCCGGGCCGCCAGUAACAAGGAUUCGCAGACGAGACGCUUCUUUGGAACUAUCUCCGGCGUACUGCUGUUCGUGAAGAUCUUGUAUCCGGUGGCUCUCGCUGCCGGUCCCCUCUCCUUGAAAGUUAAUGUCGACGUAGAAACUAUCCUCCUUGCUAUCUAUGAUAUAUUCUCCCAGGGUAUCAUCGGAUACUGGCUGCUUCUCGCUCAUGAUGCCUCUCCUGGAAUAACUCUGAAUGUCGACGGCUUCUGGUCCCACGGCAUCGGAAACGAAGGUGCCAUUCGCAUUAGUGAGGAGGACGGGGCGUAA
This is a messenger RNA of Aspergillus heteromorphus CBS 117.55, 918 nucleotides long. RefSeq names its product opsin family protein. The record is from RefSeq and is a predicted model, not a curated record. Gene Ontology annotation, cellular component: endoplasmic reticulum; plasma membrane. The coding region runs from base 1 to 918 and encodes 305 amino acids. NCBI's taxonomy places the organism in Eukaryota, Fungi, Ascomycota, Eurotiomycetes, Eurotiales, Aspergillaceae. The transcript is spliced from 5 exons.